CAACGAAGGAAGACGAUACACAACAACAGGAGUUAUAGCAAAGAAUACAGAAAUUACAGCAAGAAAUUCUGCAGUCAAAAUUGCGCAAAUUCAAGAGUGAUACCCAUGACUACGAGAGAGGAGAAGUAUACAGCUGGCAAACAGUCAGAAAGACGCAACACAGACAACUAGGUGGGACAAGCUACUCGCAAAGUACACUGGCAUCGUUCACAGAGGCCUCCGAGUCUGCAUCGUCCAUGUCCUCACUAGAAUCAGCCUCUUCUUCUUUUUUAGGGGUGGGCCAAGAUAUUGCAAAAGUAAAAAGAAAAGGGCAAGAAAAGCCAGAGAGAAUGGGACACACAGGGAACUUCAGGGGCCAAAGGACAAGGAGAUUGUUUCAGUGAACAAGACUAUGUACAGGGAAAGUUUUCGCUCAGGAUAAUAUUGUAUCUUGAUAUUAUAACGUUGGAAUAAUGGAAAAAGAAAUAAUUGGACAUUUUUACACUUUGUGGAUCACAGGAUGUUUUUUAUACACAGUUUUUUAUUGACAGUUUUUUAUUCUUAAUGUUUUCAUCACAGCAGAGAUAAAGCAACCACAAGUAAUUUAAGAAACAGAAUGUUAUGGCAAUUAUGAUAUGUAUGGUAUUAGCAAUUAUGUCUUACAUUUUCUAAUUGUUUUAAUUGUGAUGGCUACUUAAGAGGUGUGUGCACGCUAUUUUGCAUGUCUGACGAAUGGAUCUGCCCCCGAAAUGUUACAUCACAAGGCUUGAAUUAAACACGCAGGGGUUCGCCCUGCUUCACCUGCUAUCGUGAGUUUGGUGAUUUUUUGGCUUCAUGAAUAUUUGAGGUGCCCACCUCUCUUCCAAACACCGGGCGGAGAAAUUGGAGAGGCUGGGGAAAAAGGAAUCUUUGUCUCAAACCCUUGUGUUGGAACACAUACAAAUCCACCAGAAAGGUAUAUUCCAUGUGUGGGACUGUCUUAGAUUCAACAGAAAAGGGCCUAAUUCUUUCUCCUGGUUACCCCAAUCACUACCUUCCCGGGUCUCACUGUUUGUGGCAGUUCUUCAUCCCUGCUGGUUCUCAGCUACUCGUGGAAACACUGGACUUUGAUAUUUUUGAAAGUGCAAGCAAUGAUUUUCUAAUGCCCUCUUCAUCAUCAGAUUCCAUAACUCAUUCCAACCACAAAAGAAGAAACGAGGAUCUCUUUACUACUGAAACUUCAUUGACUGGUGAAUUUCCUAAAACUACAACUCAAAAUGUUAACAAUCAUAUUAGUAUCUCGCGCAAGAGAUGGGAUAAAACCGAUAAGAGGGGAAAACAGUUGUCAAAUUCACAAGGUUUAAAAAAGCAGCAAGGCUUAGAUUAUGCUGGGACAAGCACAUCUCAGAAAGCAACCAUAGAAUCAAAUCGUCUUGAUGAGCAAGACUCCACCAAGCCCAUAGAUCUGAUAGCUCCAUUUACUGCAAGAAUAGUAGAGUCGUUGGAUUACUGGCAACCACCCAGUGAAGAUGCAACAUCGUUGUUUUUGGAUAAUGAAAACUCAACCAGUCAGCCACUAGUGCAGGAUGUAUGCCCUUAUGACGUACUCUACAUUUCUGACCUUGUCACUUUCUCCUCUCGUUUCUGUGGAUCCAACUCGCCCCUAAACAACACCUUGGUCUUUGGAUCUCCUGUAGAGAUGAUGGAAGUCAUUAUGGAACUCAUCACCAUAACUGAUCAUGGAAGAGGCUUUGCUAUGCUGUUUACUUACCAGAACCAGACCCUGGUUACAUCUAUGGGUUUUCAGAACAGGCCGGGUGGAGACGGAAUUAUGUUACUGGCUGUGACUGCUGCUGCCAUAUUAAUUGCCUUUGUUCUGCUGAUGGCAAUUUGCUUAUCGUACAGGCAAAAGAUGUGCCCCAAAAGAGAUCCAGAACCUGAACAGCCGAUACAACAGCCUAGUGGAAGCCAAAAUGCGGCAUUGGAAGCCAGCAAGUUUCAGUUGGUUGUACCCGCUGAGACUAUUAAGCAAUGGGAGCUGGAACCAGCCAGUCCAAAAGAAGCUGGAGUUACCUCUCACCAAACCCUGCAGGUGGAUCCCUCCUCUUCUGCUGCCACAGUGACUGAUUCCCACAAUGACAAGGUUUUUGUAAUUUCAUCCAGCAGCGACACUCCGCAUUUCACCUUUACCAGCUUCCCAUUACAGGAGACGAGCCUGAGAAGGAGCGUCACUAGCCCAGCAUCUGUAUCUGAAUGGUUGAACCCAGAUUACACAAGUGUGGAUUUAGGGGAAGAGGAUAACAAAAGUGAAAAUAAGGAGAUGGGUCCAGCCAGACACAGGACCUGGAGUGUUCGCACGUUCAACAAUUUACUACCUCCAAUAACCCAGCUUCAAAUGAAAUGGCGUGCAAGGACAUCCAGCGGUUCCUUCACCAAACUGGUGGAUAGUGGUGUUCAUGUAACUCCAAAAUAUCCACCUCAGGAAAACUCUAGAAGAGCUUGCUCUGCAGCACAAAUGGACGGCACUACCAGUCGCCUGUAUUCUGAGUCUUUGGCCAGCAAUGCUUCCUAUCCUCUGACCUUCUCUGCACAGCUUCAGAGUAAACCUCCGACUUGUAAUCUCAAGAGGUCACGUCCCUCUAUUGGUUUUCUUAAUGAUUCUUCUCACGGUCUUCCUUCUGGCACCGUUAAAAACCCCUGCAUCUGGGAGAAUAACAACCGGUAUCAAAAAUCAAAUCUGGAAUUUUCUACCUUAUCCAGAAGUGCCACCACAAAUGGCAUUAGUUCCAAGGAGCUCUCUGUGGAUCUUGAAAUGCCCAAAACUGUUUUUGCCAUUUGUGAGGAGGCAGAUGAUAAACAGGCUUUGGUAUUUGAUGACCAGUUAAGUCCAAGUCAAGACUAUUUGCCACCUGGGAAAGAAGUUAAAUCCAUUACAUGUACAGUAGAUGUUCACUCUUUUGAACCAACUGAGUCACUUUAUGAAGUUAGAGCUUGUAUGAACUCUGCUGAUUGUUCCAGAUAUCUCUAUACAGAGGACAUUCCAGCUUUAAGCUCAUUCAUAAAUCCUAACAUUCCAUGUGUAUCAAACACUGCCACACAAGAUUCCGUGCUAGAUACCAACUCUUACCUCAGAUAGGUUUCACUACAGAAUGACUGCCUUUGGAACACUGGAUGCCUAUAGAAGAACUAACCUUCAAUUCAUUCCAUUAAUUUCAACGUUGAUGCAGGAAAAUAUAUCAAAGGCCUUUAUAUUAAUUUCCUUACCACUAUUUUUGGUCAAGAUUGAUUUAAAUUCCUAGUACCUCAGACUUUACAAAAACUAGUGUAUUUCGGACGAAUAACUUAUGAAGAGCAACUACCACCAUGGCCAGGAUUGCUCAGAUUUACUUCCACUGUUGGGUCCACUGGUUUUUACAGAUUUGACUUCCAAUGCAAAAUACCUGGAGUGAUUAGCAGGACAGCUCUAAAUUAUGGGGUUUAUCUUUUUGUUAAAUGUUUUUCACUGUUGCUACAAACUACCAGAAAGAAUUGUAAUCUGUAAAACAAUGGAGAUCACAUUAAAACACAUAUUUAAGUGAUUUUUUUUAUAUUAGCUGAUGGAAAAAUUAAGGAAUAGAGACGUGAUCAGAAUAAAGAUCAACAACAUAAUGCAAAGAAUAGGCACCUUUAGUGAAGAAAACCAGCUUACUAUGCCAGCAAGAUUACACAUUAUGAUCCCCUAGGCAAGCUUUGUAUGCGAUUAUUCAGUAGAUUUGUAUGGUGCAUCUGAUUUUCUGGGUACACGAUCUUCAUUAGGAAACCCUGCUGCUGCUCCUCCCGUUAAGUUGCUGCAGUCUGUAAAAACAGUGAGCACCUUUACCACCAGAACUGGCUAUAUCCUACUUAUUGAAUAUUUUUCAAGACAUCAAAGCUACAUUGCCCAAAUAAUUUUGCAUGUAAGCAGUGUUCCUGCAGAAGGUAGGUACAUUUUUUAAUACACUGUAAGGGACAAGAGCAUGUACGAAGGUGGCAUAUAAAUAUCAUCAUUGAUGUUGCCCAUAGCAGCCAAUCAGAUCUUUGCUUUUGUUUUCUAACUCUUAAGUGACAAUUCAAAAGGAAUUGCUGAUUGGUUGCUAUUAGCAACAACACUGGAGAUUUAGUUUGUUAUAUUUGCACCCCUUAAUAACAACACAGGAGUCCAGUAAAAA
Molecule: messenger RNA, 4145 nt
Organism: Xenopus laevis (African clawed frog)
Lineage: Eukaryota; Metazoa; Chordata; Amphibia; Anura; Pipidae
Exons: 7
Coding region: 944-3094 (716 amino acids)
Source: RefSeq, a predicted model, not a curated record